ACGCGUCGCGACUUGAUCUGAACCACCACCUCCUCUUAUACGCUUUUCUUCGAACCUUAUUCGUGCCUUCACGACUUUGGAGUAUCGUGCACCUUUUCUUUCCCCCUCAUGAAUGUCUAUACGGUGGUCAAAAAGGAAGGACCGCCUGGUGGACUUGCUUGGUUACGGUAAUGGGACCCAGAGUUCUGAAGACGAUAUCUCGUUGGCCUUGGACCGCAUCCUUCAUGGACAGAGCGUUAUUGGAAAGACAUCCAAAACAACGCAAGUGGACGAUUUACGGUUCGCUGAUAAAGACUUGAACAUUGUCGGCACGUUGGAAUAUGGCCAAUAUGGGGUUAUCGAUGUUGUGACAUGUAAACUUGACGGCCGUGUAUACGUCCGAAAAUCAGCUGAGAAGCGAUUCGCUUUGAAGACUCAUGAUCAAUGUUCCCCCCAAAAUGAACGAGAAAUACUGCUGCGUGCACUCAAGACCAGAACUAAGUGGGCACCUCAUCUUCUGUGCGCGUACCAGACCCCUACACACUUGAACCUCGUCAUGGAUUAUGCUGAGGGAGGGACCCUAUGGGAUAUUUUAGAGUCAAGCCCCCUCGACGGCAAAAUUUCUGAGGCUGACAUCCGUUGGUGGGCCCCGCAAGUUAUCAGCGCUAUCGAUUGGUGUCAUUCACAAGGUUUCGUACACAGAGAUAUAAAACCGCACAACUUCGUUCUUACGACCACCGCACGUAUCCUUCUCAUCGACUUUGGCUCCGCGGCUCCUCUCCUGCCUCCACACGCUGAUGGUAGUCAACAAGUGGCCAAGAUACACUGUCAAGUACCGUGUGGUACCUGUGACUAUAUCUCUCCCGAGAUUCUACAGGCGCACGAGGAGGCAUUAGUUGCACUUGAAAUGUCUGAUCUGUCUCAGGAUAAAUCACCGUUUGACGAUGAGAUUAGUGGUGGAUACGGUCGAGAGACAGAUUGGUGGAGUCUUGGAGGCAUGUUGUACGAGAUGGCUCACGGUGUCGCGCCGUUCUUCGCUAAUGAUAUCCGACAAACUUACGCCAAGAUCAUGGAUCAUACUCGAAGCCUUCACUUCAAACCAAACAUUGCCAUCACUAGUUCAUUCAAGGACCUUCUGCGUAGGCUCCUCACCACAGCGGAACUUCGCCUUGGUCGAUGUAAUAUAGACGAAAUCAAAGGACACCCAUUCUUUCAAGGUACUCUUUGGGAUAACUUACACCACCAACCGAAACCCACUGACUUACACCUUCCUCAGUUCACUUACUCUACGCCGGUUGUCCCGGAAGGAAUCACUGAAACGCCACACUCUCUGUCAAACACAUCUGACUCUCGACGUUUCGCUUUCUCAGCUCUCUUCGUUUCUUCACCUGCGACAGCAGCAUCACCAGGCGUGACGCUUUCACAAGCGACACCUUCACAAAGCUCCAACCGAUCCAUCUUGCGAGACAAACCGACCGCUUCUUUUAUUGGUUUCUCAUGGGGUCCAAUGGCAAAUGCUUUCGACCAUGCCAACGAACAACCCGACAUAGGAAACCCGCGGCUUUUCACUCCAAGACCGCUUGCUCGCACAGCCACGCUGUCACCAUUCUCCCUGGUGCAACCCGGAAGUCUGCAGGUGACCCCGGCGGGAAAGAGAUAUCUCUUUGCGACACCUAUCAGACCUAAUGGUUAUACUCCCUACGGUACCCUGCCACGAGCCAGUACCAUCCGACGUACGGCGCCUCGCCGCACCGUCUCCGACAGGGAGGCGAUGAAACAGCUAGUAGACUGCGUCGGCAUGAGUGCACGAAAGAAAGUACUCGAGAGUGGUCGGAAACCUCGGAUGUUGACUAAGUUCAAUCAAUCUCGAUCUUCGACACUGAAGGAACUACGGUUCGACAAGUCCAUUAUGGUCCUGAACGAGACCGGGAUAUCAUACAAAAUUGACCCUGGUUCUGGAUCGACAUCGGAUACGACAGGUAUGAGUUUGUCGAAGUUGGACUACUCAUCUACAAAAUCAGUCUCGGGACAGAGUCUCCCCGAGGCAUCCUACAGCUUGGUCAUGGACUCGGACUCAAGUUUGGAGUCAGAUGUACCACCGAGUCCUAGUCCCAGUCCAAGACCUGGUUCGGCGAUGUCAAUAUUGUCACGUCGGAGUCAGACACCAACGACUUCAUAUUUCCUUCGUGUCGGUUCGAGUCACUCGCGGAGUGCGGAUAGCAAGGGCCUGCUUUCUCCCACUGUUCCGGUUGAUCCUCAAUGGGAGUCACCAGCUCCAAGCAUGAUGAUAGAAGACGAAGGAGUGACCAAUGAAAAUCUUUCUUACGAUGUUCUCAACACAUUUCAGAGGAGGCAUUCGAGGCUGAUGGAUGAUAUAGGUGCGCUCAAAGGACGUUUGGAUCGCGUAGUCGAACGCAUACAUCACAGACGAUGAUUACUUCAAUAACUUAUCAACGGAAUACUGUAGCGACUUGAUUGUAUCUACUAACUUAAAUGUACCUCUAGCAAUGAUAUUAAAUGUCGUAGAACCUUGCGCAUAGAUUUUACGCCUUUGAAUG
Somion occarium is the source of this 2537-nucleotide messenger RNA. Lineage: Eukaryota; Fungi; Basidiomycota; Agaricomycetes; Polyporales; Cerrenaceae. The record is from the annotation of a GenBank genome assembly.